This is a messenger RNA of Physella acuta, 491 nucleotides long. Its product is annotated as large ribosomal subunit protein uL24-like. Gene Ontology annotation, biological process: translation. NCBI's taxonomy places the organism in Eukaryota, Metazoa, Mollusca, Gastropoda, Physidae. Gene Ontology annotation, cellular component: large ribosomal subunit. Gene Ontology annotation, molecular function: structural constituent of ribosome; RNA binding. The record is from RefSeq and is a predicted model, not a curated record.
UAAGGUCUGAGAAUGAAGUUCAACAAAGCUGUGUCCGGUUCCAGAAGAAAAAACAGGGCUUGCCACUUCAAUGCUCCUUCCCACAUUAGAAGGAAAAUCAUGAGUGCCCCACUCUCUAAAGAGCUGCGUACUAAAUAUAAUGUCAGAAGCAUGCCAAUUAGAAAAGGUGAUGAAGUUCAGGUUGUACGUGGCCAUUACAUAGGGCAACAGUUGGGAAAAGUUGUUCAAGAUUAUAGAAAGAAGUUUGUUGUGUACAUUGAGCGUUUUCAGAUAGAAAAGGCUAAUGGAGCCACUGUUCAUGUUGGCAUUCAUCCAUCCAAGACUGUUAUUGUUAAGUUGAAGCUUGACAAAAACAGAAAGAAGAUACUGGAAAGGAAAGCAAUGAACAGAGCUAAGGCAAUGGCAGAAAAGGGGAAAUAUACUGAAGAGACCAUGGAGAGUUAGUUUAAGAUAAUAGAUUCAUUUCAAAACUUCUGUAAAAAAAAAUAGAA